Podospora anserina S mat+ is the source of this 1224-nucleotide messenger RNA. RefSeq lists its product as uncharacterized. Bases 1 to 1224 code for a protein of 407 amino acids. NCBI's taxonomy places the organism in Eukaryota, Fungi, Ascomycota, Sordariomycetes, Sordariales, Podosporaceae. The transcript is spliced from 2 exons. The record is from RefSeq and is a predicted model, not a curated record.
AUGUGUGGUGAGCGGCAUUAUUCUCAGUGGACGGGUACAUGGGAUGGCGAAGCACGCAGGAUUCCCGGAGCCGGUGCCCUUUUCCCUGAGGGAUACGAACCACGAAUCAAUGAACCAUAUCCAUGGAUUUGUCCAAUUCGGGAUUGUCAAACUGUGUUUCCAGAGGCCUGGGCCCUUGGGGGGCAUUUCAGCGCAAGUCACUGGGCUCUUUUACUCAACGAUAACCGCGAUGGCACCAUGUCCAUUCUCGGGAAGCGAAAACUCCCUGAUCCUAGGACAGGGAGAAUGCCCGCGCUGGUGAUCUCUCGCCAACCACUCGAUCCAGCAACUGCCCCCCCAAAAGCACCUCCUCGACAACCGGGAAGGAGAAAGAAGACGGAGAAAAGAGUUCCCCUGUCCGAUGUGACCCCCAAAAGGCCCAAAGAGACACCGGUGCCAGUCCCUAACCCCUACAACACGCCUGGACGACGGUCAAACAGUUUUCUUGUCGUCGACCUGCCUGCCCGUAGCAACACGUCGUCCAGACAUUUUCAUGUCCCUGAUCAACAUGCAAAAACACCUUUACAUGACAAGAGCACACCCACCGCGAGCAGUGGCCUCCACUCUUCAAAAGAAACUAGGCCUACUGAAGCACCGAAUACCAGGCCAAGUAAAGGUGGCUUUUCAGGAGCUAGCGGCAGCGACGAAGCCAUCUUCGCUUUGCCCACCCGUAAAUCCUUGAAAGGAAAAGGUGGCGUUCCGGUAUCAUCACGAGCAGCAAGGGCCCAAGUGUCACAAGAAUGCCUGACAAAGGCUGGUGUUGGCGGCACUGCCCAAGGCCUAAAGGAGAGCAUCACAUCCACCAGAAAAUCUGGAUGGUUGUCCAAGUCUAUGUCAUUGACACGCCCAACUCAGCAAGCUCCAGAACGUCCUGCCCAAGCCGUCUCUCGGUCCAAGCAUUCGGCAGCGAAGCGGUCAGCAUCAACAGCCUCGAAGACCUCCAAGUCAACUCCAGCCUCUGUUGGGGCAAGGCCGCAACGAUCAGGAAGGGGUGCACCGCCAUUGUCAUCUGCCUCUUCUUCUUCUGCCUCUUCCCCAUCGCGGGGAGUUGUACCACCUUACACAAUGUCAGACUGGGAGAUUGCCCCCGGCCGUAUCCGGGUAGGGAUGGGAGACAAAUACGAGAGUAAGUCAACCUCUGAUCCUGUUCUUACUUCUAUUCCUCUCUGCGCACCAGGAAGCUGA